Messenger RNA from Malaclemys terrapin pileata, 4834 nucleotides. It is a transcript of the gene LRRC10, whose product is annotated as leucine rich repeat containing 10. The coding region runs from base 58 to 921 and encodes 287 amino acids. Gene Ontology annotation, molecular function: protein binding. Lineage: Eukaryota; Metazoa; Chordata; Testudines; Emydidae. The transcript has a single exon. The record is from RefSeq and is a predicted model, not a curated record.
AGCAGGACAGUGCACAAAGUAGAAACGAGGGAGAGUUCCUGAUGCUCCGGGUUCCACAUGGUAGCAGUGAUUUUAAAUGCAGACAGUUUCAGUAUGGGCAACACACUGAGAGCAAUCAUUGCCUUCAUCCCUUCUGAUGACUGCCAGAAAUACCUCCUGGGAGACCUUGAAGAGAUGCCAAUUGAUAGAAUGGUGGAUCUGAGCAGCAGGCAGCUGAGGAGAUUUCCCUUGCAUGUUUGUUCUUUCAGGGAGCUCGUCAAGCUGUACCUGAGUGACAAUAACCUGCACCAGCUGCCCCCAGAGCUAGAACAGCUGCAGAACCUCCAGAUCUUGGCGUUAGAUUUCAACAACUUCAAAGCGCUGCCCCUGGUGGUGUGCACCCUGAAGCAGCUGUGCAUCCUCUACCUGGGCAACAACAAGCUCUGCGACCUGCCCCAGGAGCUCAGUCUCCUGCAGAAUCUCAAAACCUUGUGGGUUGAGUCCAACUGCCUGAGCCACCUGCCCGAGGUGGUGUGCGAGCUGAGCCUCCUCAAGACCCUGCACGCCGGCUCCAACGCGCUGCACACGCUGCCCGCCGGGCUGCGGUGCCUGCAGGAGCUGCGCACCAUCUGGCUCUCCGGCAACCUGCUGGCUGACUUCCCGCCGGUGCUGCUGCACAUGCCAUUCCUGGAGGUGAUUGACGUGGAUCGCAACGCCAUCAGGUCCUUCCCCAGCCUGGCUCACCUCCCCGGCCUCAAGCUGGUGAUCUACGACCACAACCCCUGCAGGAAUGCGCCCAAGGUGGCCAAGGGGGUGCGCAGAGUGGGGAGGUGGGCAGAGGAGACCCCCGAGCCCAGGAAGCGCUCCGAGCUGGGCAGGGAGGAGGAGACCGACAGCAAGGAACCGCCACUUCCCCCUGACAAGCAGCCCCAGCCCUGCUAAGGAUCAGCCAGGAGGCUCUUGCUGGUGCUGCUGUGGGCAGCUGGCAAAUCGUCACCUGCGCCCUUCUCCUCUGGCUGCGUGGGAUUUGCGCACCUCCAGCUGGUUACAGCAAAAAUGCCUUUUAAAUAGAGCAUUUCUUCACCUCCUGGUACCUCAGCUGUUAAAUGCACACGAUAGUGCCUAGACUGUUCUUCACAACAGUAUUUUAGAGGCCUGUAUGAUCUGUUAGUAGGUGUAGCUAUUUAAAUAGACGUGCCAGCAAAUUUCUCCCUCUUGUCCCAAAAGCCUCCUUAGGGCUAAAAGCCAGCACUUCCUUUGUAGUAUGAGCAGGUGAAAAACACUGUAUAAAGCCGACCCUUUGAAGUGACGGAACGGAUUUUCAUCUAGCAAAAUCCCUUUUAUUCCAAAUGCCACCUAAGGAAGCAUGACUGAGUGAGGUUUUUCCAUCCAUUGAUCACGCUGGAGCACUCGUAAGUGAGCACUAGCUGCCGUACCCGUGACGUAGCCUGUAUCAAAAGACAUGUUUCUCAUGCAAAUGAUGAAAGGGAUCUCAGCAGCUUGUCAAGACCCCCUCUUCUGCCUGGAAAGAGGGUGUAGCAAAGAUCAUUUGACUGUCCUCAACUAACACCUAAAAUGACUAGACUAAGCCUGAGAGAGAAUGAAGUUUUUAUGUUUUAUGUGCCUUUGCCAGCACUUUAUGCAGAAUCAUUUCUUCAUUCAGUGGGGUGGGUUUUCACACCUGCAAAAGGAGUUGUUUUGUUUUGUCUUUUUAAAGGAAGAUCUGAUUGUAAAACUACAAAAAUUGGCAGGGCGACUUACAGGUGUAAUAUCAAAAUAUGGCCCCAAACCUGCAAACACGCCUAUGCUUAACUAGAGCUAGCCCCAGCCUUCAAUGGGACUACUCCCCUGCUAAUGUUUGCACAACUGAGGCCUGUACUUCUGCCACCACACUUGGAAAUUGACUAAAUUGCCCCUUUAAUUUAAAAGGCAUGUUUUGCACUAAUGUGCCCUGGGUAACGAUAACUGACUCAAAAUGGGUUGAAGUUUUGUCUACUAAGUUAUACUUGCAGAGACUGUUCUUUUGAUUUAUAGUAUUUUUUUAUACUCCGCACCAAACUUGACAUGUUAAUGGGGUUUCACUGGACCCAAACAGCUACCUGUUUCUGUCAUCUUAACAGCACAAUACACACAAAUGACAGUUAAUUUUCCAUAAAAGGUUUGAUUUAGUGACUGUUUAAUGUCAUUUACAUUCUUAAAAGAAUAUUUGGAAAGUAGAAAAUCAGUUAGUACUUGCUGUCUAAUUAAAGUUGAAUCUGGAUUUGGAUCUGGCUAGUACCCACCUAGUGUGCUUCCUAUUUAUUACACUAAAUGAAUUGGAGUUGUACUCAAGUGCCUAUAGCAGAGGGAAACUGUAUUGCUCUGGAAUUAACUGGAUUACUUUUCUCAAAGCCUUUGCCAAAUCUUGUUCUGCCAAACUAACAAUCAUUUCUUUAGUGAAAUAAAGGGAAUAACAUUUGGAUUUUAUAUAUGAAGACGCAUGCCUGCUUCUUGUUUCCAUUAGAAUUAAUGUGACUCUUUUCUGUUUGGUCUAAUUGGGGCAUCUUUCCUUUGCUACACAUAUGAAAUCUUAUUACUGGGCAAGAAACAGCAACUUUUUUGUUUUGUAUAUCCAUGUAACAUUAAAAUAAGCCCAGGCUGUACUGAUUGUCUACUACAGCGUUCUAUAACAGCCCUUUCACUGGUUGCCCUAGGAAGAGCUGCUGAAAUAUUUUAUUCAGCUUUGGGCAUCAUCGACAUAGUUCUGACAUAGUUUAGAUCAGUGGUGUCGAACCUGUGGCCCUUGAGGGUGACUGAAAAUUAUUUGUGAUUUGAAAGUAUGUUUCCUAAGCCAUACCCCAUAAUUAAAAUAAAUAAAUAAAACCAGAAGGAUUUAAAGCAGCCCUAUCAUAAGGCUACAUUUCUGCCUCCUCUUGCCACUCCCCUUGCAAUUUUUGAACAAUACAAGAUUGCGACUGUGCCUCACCGUCCUGGUUUGAUGUUUGGGGCUGCAAUUGAUAGAGUUGGACAUUCACAUUCACAAGAGCUAUUUAUGGCGUUAGACCCUUAACUAUGUUUAUGACCCCCCUCCUAAAUUACCACAAUCACUGCAUGUACAAAUAGCUGCAGUGGGGAGUUGGUGACAUUGAUUGUUACUGCGAACACUCACCCGUCACUGCUGGUGAAAGUCAUGUCUGUAUUUUGACCGAUUUAACCUUUUGAAAUGCUGUAUUGUAAAUAGAUUGGCGGGUUUCAUACAGACAUCAGCAAAUAGGACUUCAGAUAGUCAUGUAAAGUUAUUAGAGCCACAACCCAAUAGUCAGUCACUUAUUUUACUAUCAUCUUUUGAUAUGCUGAUAAAUUCACACAAAGUGAACACCGCAGAAGACUGGACUCAAGCCAAGCUUUGCAGCUUCAAUAAUUACAUAAGGGAGUUCUAUACUAAAUGGCGAGCCAUUUUUCCCCUUUAAUAGUCCUUACAAGUAAGAAAGUGCAAAGCUGGUUGUAGGUAGUAACAAUGGCAACUCUACCAAGUUAAUAUUCAGUAUACAUAUUUAAAAAAAAUGCACACACAGCCUUGCACUUGAGCAUUUAGUUUCUCUUUAUUUUUCUCAGAGUAGAAUAAACCAAAUCGAUGCAGAUUUCUAAACAGUGGGAAAUCUAUAUAGUUUGUAUUUAUUUAUAUUAUAGUAGCAGCUAGAAGCCCCAAGCUGUGUAGGCUGAAAUCGUAUAGGCUACAACAGAGGUGGGUCUGAGAGAUUUGAAGAGAGUAGUAGCCUCUUGGCUCAAUUCAGAUCUAAAAAAGAAAGCAGCCCUAAUUUGAAUAAAAUAGAGAUUCCAUCAUUGUUAGUUUCCAGAUAUAUCUGAGAGAGACAAGUUUGAGGAUCUGAUGCUCCAUCUUAAGCCAGCUGGCUGGGAAGCUACUUUUAGUUUUGGUAGCCUGAAGCUCGGCAGUGAAAAUGAGGACCACCUUUCGGUACCAAUCUUAAAUUUUGAUCUCAUGGCUACACGCUUAAAACAGAGGUGAGAAUUGAGCAGACAUUCCAGAUAAAGCAAGUCAACUAUUACAGAAAUAUAUGAGUUUUUACGGUUUCAGUGGUAGCCGUGUUAGUCUGUAUCAGCAAAAAAACCGAGGAGUCCUUGUGGCACCUUAGAGAGUAACAAAUUUAUUUGGGCAUAAGCUAAUGUCACAAGCAUUAUUUUUCUUUCUAGCUGUAAUGGAUAAUGCACUACCAGAUCUUAACCCUGUGUCACUACUCCAAGACUUAGUGUUCUCCCUGUAACUGUGCAGGAAAAUAUCACCUAUGGGGGAAUAAAUAUUUAUUUAGUAAGCGGUUAGAAGAUCUGCAGUGUUUGAAACAUCAGACAGCUGCCAGUGGAGCUGGAGUAAGGGGCAGAGCACAAAUGCAACAGUCAAAAGUGCAUGAUAAAUGCAACUACCACAUGAAUGUCAUCACAUAGAGUAUACUUACAAUAUUUGAAAACAAUGUAUCUGUAACAGAUAGUAAGUAACAUAGUUCAGUCUAUUUAAACAAUUCUAAGAUUUUUCCUAUUGCUCUAUCACAUCUUUCCAGAGGAUGCUGUGUUAGAACUCCAGAGCAAUAUAUACAUAUCAGAAGAUAUGUAAAUCUUAAACACCUGUCCCUGAAAUUGAUAAGACAACACACAAGUCUCUGGGCAAGAUUAUUUUGAAAUGGUUCCAACAUGUCCUUUUCUAGAUAACAUCAACAUUUCUGUCUUGUAGUUGGCAAGAAUAACUUUUUCAGGCCAAAUGUAACCAUGUGAUGAAGAGCACCACCUCAGAGUUUUGUUCAUGAAUAACCUUCAUAAGAACAAGGAAAAUCACAAAACUAGGAACUAGCAACUGAAACGAAAA